AUGCCAUUUUUAUUCUCCAAUCAAGAGUUAGCGGAUAUUCAUUUUGUAUUUCUAAACAGACGACAUCCAACUCGCACAGUAUUUGUAAGAGUGCAUCGCCAAAUAAUUGAAAAUGGUUUUGGAAAUCUCCAAAGGGAUCAAAACAUAAAUGUUCGUCAGCGCAGAUUUACCCGUAUGAUUCUGCGUGAGUUUGAUAGAGAUCCGACCACAAGUGUUAGAAGAGUUUCUGGUGCCUUGGGAAUUUCAGCAAGCCAUGUUCACCGUGUUCUUAGAAAUGACCAUAGACGUCCUUACCAUUUGCAACCUGUGCAAGGACUACAGCCAGGGGACGGAGAACGAAGAAUCACAUUUUGUCAGUGGAUUCUUGAUAAAACUGAUAAUAAUAGGGAGUUUUUAAGUAACGUUUUAUGGACCGAUGAGUCAUGCUUCAUUAGACGUGGAGUGGUAAAUUUUCAUAAUCAACAUAUUUGGUCGCAUGAAAAUCCGCAUGCAGUUCGGGAAAGAAAUUUUCAGCAUGAAUUUAGUGUGAACGUGUGGAUUGGUAUCUACCGUAAUCGACUAUUUGGACCCAACCUUUUGCCUGCAAGGUUAAAUGCUGCGACCUUCUUGGAAUUUUUAAAGGCUGAACAUGCAAAUAUGUGGGAUGAUGUUAUGUUAGAUUUAAGAAGAUUGGCCUGGUUCCAGCUUGAUGGUUGUCCAACUCAUUAUUCGAGAAUAGUUAGAAACUGGCUGGACGAAAAUUAUCCAGAAAGAUGGAUCGGCCGUGGAGGACCAGUCGCCUGGCCUCCACGAUCCCCUGACCUGAAUCCAUUAGAUUUCUUUGUGUGGGGAUUUCUAAAAGAAAAAGUGUACCAGACUCCCGUAACCACAAGAGAUAUGAUGCUGAUAGACAUAAUCAGGAAUGCAUGUGAUAAAAUAAGGCCUUAUUUGAAUAAUGCUUAUACCACGUUCGAUCAUUCUGUCACCGAGUCAUUAGAAAAAUGGAACUCAACCGAGAACAUAAUUUAUUACAACUUUCAGAGACAAUUAUCGCAACAAGAAUGCCUUCCUGAGUUACUGUCUGUUUUCGGCAAGGAAGCGCCACAUCAUCUUAGCGACGAUCCCAUGGUGGGUGCACAAAAAACGGCAGUCACCCAGGAAAACGUCGAUGCUGUGCGCAAACUCAUCAUUGAAGAUAGACAUAAGAUCUCAAAGACCUCAAUUCAAACAAUUUUACAUGAAGAAUUAGGAGUAAGAAAAUUAUUUUCUCGUUGGAUACCCCACCUGUUGACUGAAGAGCAGAAAACAGCCAGGGUUAAUUGGUGUCAAAAAACGCUUGACCGUUUCAAUUCCGGAAACUCAAAAAAUGUGUACAGCAUUGUUAGUGGUGAUGAAUCGUGGAUUUACUGUUAUGAACCAGAAAAUAAACGACAGACGGCUGUUUGGGUGUUCCAAGGUGAAGAAAAGCCAACAAAAGUGGUCGCGACAUUUGUGUCUAAAGCGGGUCAUAUUGCAACAAUUCCGCUUAAUGAGCAAAGAACUGUUACUGCGGAUUGGUAUACCACCAUUUGUUUGCCAAAAGUCAUCACCGAGCUUCGAAAAAUCAACCCCGAAAGAAGAAUUAUCCUCUACCAAGACAAUGCAAGCUCGCACACAGCCCAAAAACGAAGGCAGUAUUUAACGGAAGAAAACGUGGAAUUAUUGGACCAUCCUCCAUAUAGUUCCGAUCUAAGUCCUAACGAUUUCUUUACUUUCCCGAAAAUUAAAAACAGGCUGCAUGAAGAAGCAGUUGACGCAUUCAAAAAUGCCGUUUUGGAUCUGCCAGCAAACGAGUGGAAUAAGUGCUUCGAAAAUUGGUUCGAGCGCAUGCAGAUGUGUAUUAAUCUUCGUACUUCGAAAGACAAUAAAACACAGAUCAGGCCUAUGCUCGAGUAUUGCUCACUCGUUUGGGGUGCUGCCGCCCCGACUACAUUAUUUAUGCUCGAUGCUGUCCAGAGUCGGGCGGUCCAACUGAUCGACGACCCUUUUCUAACAGACAGUCUCGGCACCCUGCCUCUCUUCCAUGAUGUGCCUGCCAUACAGACCCGCCUGACUUUGACGUCCCAUCCUAACCGUGUCGAACUUCGUACAUCCAGAACUGGCCGAUACGACCGCUCCUUUGUCCCGAGGCGUAUUGACAAAACUUCUUCGGGAUCAUCAUAG
Molecule: messenger RNA, 2181 nt
Organism: Acanthoscelides obtectus
Lineage: Eukaryota; Metazoa; Arthropoda; Insecta; Coleoptera; Chrysomelidae
Source: the annotation of a GenBank genome assembly